UGCAUUUUUCCAGAUACCUGUCACUUUUUGGCUGCUGUGGUCGCUGAACUGGCUCGUCUCGUAAACUUUGGAGACCUCAUUUCGCCUUUCUCUGGAUCACGUCCCCAAGUUUGAGGAUCUGCCAUUUAAAAUGAGCAGCAUGGUCCUCCACCGUAUGCCGAGCGACAAGGCAGACGCAUGUGACGAACAGCACAAAGAAGCGGACACAUUGUCCAGUGAAAUACUGAUCAAGCACCCCUUACAACAUCGCUGGAGCCUGUGGUUCUACAAGAACGACAAGAACAGAACCUGGGAGGAGAAUCUCCUGGAGAUCACGUCGUUUGACACUGUGGAAGACUUUUGGGCGCUCUACAAUCACAUCGAAGUAGCAAGCAAGCUUCCGCUCGGAUGUGAUUACUGUCUGUUCAAGCACGGGAUCAAGCCCAUGUGGGAAGACACACGGAACAAAGCUGGUGGACGUUGGCUGUUUAACCUCAACAAGAAUCAGCGGACGACAGACCUUGACAACUACUGGCUGGAGAUUCUGCUCUGUCUGAUAGGUGAAGGCUUCGACGAGUUCAGUGAAGACGUGUGUGGAGCUGUCGUCCAGAUUCGCACAAAACUGGACAAGAUAGCAGUAUGGACAGCGGAUGUACGGAGGGGGGAGGCAAACAUUAAAAUUGGGAAGACCCUGAAGGAGCGGUUAAACAUGCAUCCUAGGGUGAUCGUUCCAUUUCAGGCUCACACAGACACUCAACAAAAACAAGGAUCAACAGCAAAGGCUAGAUAUCAAGUUUAAUGGAGUAGGGAAACUAAAUCUGGAGAUGGGAAAAGUAUCAACUUGUAAAGGAAAAAAAAAAAAAACUCUGCGGGACAGGAAAUUCUAUGCAAGCGAAUAGCGUCCGACUGGAACCAGUGUGUUCGGCCAGCCUCCCCUCAUAACCUUGUAUAAACGACGCUGGGGGUACUGCCACAUCCUUGUUCCGGUCCUGAAAAAAAACUUCAAAAUUCUUCAGCAUUUUUCUUGUGGAAGCCGGCAUGUGUGGACUUUUUCUUUUCAUCUUUUCCAAUGCAGUCUUGUUUCUCGACAUGCCGAGAGUGGAAAAAAAGCGAAGCAUGCCUGUUCUAGUUUUGUUUACGUGAAUGCAGGAUGUGCAGAUCCGAUGCUUAUUUUGUCAUGGCAUAAAAACAUGGUGGCAUGAAAACAGUUUUGUAUGUUGCAUUUCUUUUUCCUGGUAUUGCUCAGAGUGGAGUGUCUGUGUUUGGGUAUUUAAUAUAAACUUUUUUGUGUAAAUGAUGUUUUCCGUGCAAAUAAAUGGCUUAUUUUGAAGCGA
Molecule: messenger RNA, 1313 nt
Organism: Ornithodoros turicata
Lineage: Eukaryota; Metazoa; Arthropoda; Arachnida; Ixodida; Argasidae
Product: eukaryotic translation initiation factor 4E-1A-like
Exons: 6
Coding region: 131-778 (215 amino acids)
Biological process (GO): translational initiation
Cellular component (GO): eukaryotic translation initiation factor 4F complex; cytoplasm
Molecular function (GO): translation initiation factor activity; RNA 7-methylguanosine cap binding
Source: RefSeq, a predicted model, not a curated record